GCCGGACGCAGGUAGGAGGCACCGAGGCGGCGGGUGGGCGUUUCUCCCGCCUCAUCGCUGGCCCCGGUUUGUCUCCCUGCCCGUAGUGUGGUGGGGUGGUGGACCCCUCGUCUGUUCAGUAAGGAGCAACAAUGGAUUGGCCCCAACGAAGAUGUAGUAGGUGUUGGGAGAAGACAUCUCACCUGAAAUGGAGGUGAUCGAAGGAGCUGAACACCGACAGCACCAACAUGGGGCUGCGACUGCUGGCUUGUCUUUUCCAUUUGCCCACUGCAGUGAUCUACGGGUCUCUGUCGCUCUUUGUUUCCAUUUUGCACAACGUGUUCCUCCUGUACUAUGUGGACACCUUUGUCUCCGUUUACAAGAUUGAUAAACUGUCCUUUUGGAUAGGAGAGACAGUGUUUCUGAUCUGGAACAGCCUCAAUGACCCUCUGUUUGGCUGGCUGAGUGACCGAGUGUUCCUUAGCACACAGCAGGCAGGAGCAGAGAUUUCCUCUCCUGAAGUAGUUCUGAAGAGGCUCAGAGCGCUAAGCCACAAUGGCCCCCUCUUUGCCAUUUCUUUCCUGGCUUUCUGGGUUGCCUGGGCUCAUCCUGGUUUGCAGUUCCUCCUUUGCCUUUGCAUGUACGACAGCUUUCUCACCAUGGUUGACCUCCAUCACAAUGCCUUGCUUGCAGACCUGGCUGUUUCAGCAAAAGACAGGACUAGCCUCAAUUUCUACUGCUCCCUCUUCAGUGCCAUAGGCUCCCUGUCUGUCUUCAUGUCCUAUGCAGUGUGGAACAAGGAGGACUUCUUUUCCUUUCGCAUAUUUUGCAUCCUGCUGGCCCUUUGCUCCAUUGUUGGUUUCACCCUGUCCACGCAGCUGCUCCGCCAGCGGUUUCAGGCUGAUGGGAAAGCGAAAUGGGACCAGGAAUCAACCCUGAAAGAGCUGUACAUUGAGAAACUCUCCGUCCCCCAGGAGAAGAGGAUCACCCUGGCAGAGUAUCUCCAGCAGCUCUCCCGGCAUCGCAACUUCCUUUGGUUUGUCUGCAUGAAUCUCAUCCAGGUUUUUCACUGCCAUUUUAACAGCAACUUCUUCCCUCUGUUCCUGGAGCACCUGCUGUCAGACCAGAUCUCUGUCUCUACUGGAUCCUUCCUGCUUGGUGUUUCCUACAUUGCCCCCCAUCUCAACAACCUCUACUUCCUGUCGCUCUGCCGCCGCUGUGGGGUUUAUGCUGUAGUGCGAGGACUCUUCUUCCUGAAGCUGGCUCUGAGUGUUGUCAUGCUCCUGGCAGGACCUGAUCAGGUGUAUCUACUCUGCAUCUUCAUUGCCAGCAACCGUGUGUUCACAGAAGGGACCUGUAAGUUACUCAACCUGGUGGUCACUGACUUAGUGGAUGAGGACCUAGUCCUGAACCGUAGGAAGCAGGCAGCCUCAGCCCUGCUCUUCGGGAUGGUGGCUCUGGUCACCAAGCCGGGCCAGACCUUCGCCCCCCUGAUCGGCACCUGGCUGCUGUGUGCGUACACAGGCUAUGACAUCUUCCAGCGCAAUCCCCUGAACAACGUGGUGAGUGCCCAGCCGAAGCUGGAGUCUGCCGCGGCCUUGGAGCCAACUCUUCGCCAGGGCUGCUUUUACCUCCUCGUCUUUGUGCCCAUCACAUGCGCCCUGCUGCAGCUCCUCAGCUGGUCACAGUUCAGCCUGCAUGGGAAGCGGCUGCAGAUGGUGAAGGCUCAGCGGCAGAGCCUGACACAAGGCCAAGCACCAGAGGUCAAAACAAUCUAAGGGUGCCUGAGCCCCCAGGAUGCUACUGGUCCCAGGCUGGUGCUGGAGGGCAGGCAAAGGGCAGGGAUGUGGGCUGAGAGAGUCUGAUGUUCACGGUUCAGCUGUGAAAUGCUGUGAUACCAAUGUUUACUCAUUCCAGGUAGUGGUCACUGGGGAAGGCAGAGAGGUUCAGCAUGUGAGGGGCCUGAGAUAGAUGGCUUCAUCUCAGGAGCAAGAACAUUUUAUCCCAGCCUGUCCCAGGGAGCAGAGAGCUGCUCAUUCCACCAAAGAGGUGCUGGGUUGCAAGUAUUUGAAACAGACACAUCCCCAAUGCACUUCUCUGUGUUGGGCAGAGCUCUGGGGAGCCACAGACUCUUCAGCUGAGCAGGAGGAGGCUGCACAGGGAAUCCUUCCUCACUAGAGCCUUGCAGUCUUGGGAGUGGAGUGAGAAGCUCCUGAGGGACCAAGUGACCAGGGGAAUGAUUGCCAAACAGGAGCAGGGGUGAGAGGACCUUGAAGGCCUUUCCCAGUAACUGGUACAAGCCUCCCACUUGCACUGCUGUGGUUCUUGGACCAAAUCCACUCUUAAGCAUUUGUUGUUCCCAGGACAAUAUCCUGCACAGCCAGGAUAUGCUGGGUGUACUGUUUUAUGCUGAGGUUCCCUCCUCUGUGGCCUUGUAGAGGGAGUUGUUGCUGGCCUGGGAAAGGUACCGGGCUUGAAUUGAGCUGUAUCAUUUCACUGGGCAUCUCAUUGCAUGUGUUUAUCCCUCCUCUCCUCUCCACAGCCCCUUAUACUCAAUGCUGUCACACAACAGUACCAUGAGCCCCCUCCCAUUCUGGGCAAGGUCAGAGAACCAACCCCUAAUCCAGAUGCUGGAAGUGCCUCCCUGCCCAGGGCAAUCCCAGGUGACAUGGUGAGGCAGCCUGGCACCCUUCCCUCUUGCAGGAGAGCACAGCCUGGAGGACACCAGGUCUUGCUUUUGUGCCUUCAUUUCCUCUUUGGAGCCUAUCUGACACAGGACUGGGCAGUCAGACGGUUGGGAUUUCACCCCUGUGGGGAGGAGCAGACACCUCAGCUCCUCUGUGCUUGAAACAGUGACCAAGUUAGAUUAUUUCCUGGCUGCUGAGCCAGGGAUCCAAGGAGAGCAGGUGCUUAGGUCUCUGUUUUUGGCUGGUAGCAGAUGGACAGGUAGUCACCACGGGGGUCCCUGAGGCAAGGGAGUGACUCCUCAGUCCCUGUGAUGUGUCUGGGGGCAGGCAGAAGGGAUGUGCCAAAGCCUGUGCCCACCUGCUGCAGGAGGGGGGCUUGGCAGGCAGUGUUUGGAAGCUCUUGCACGUUCUUUGCUUAGUGCCAGGUUCCCUCUGGGGUCUCAGCCCACCAGCCUGCCAUCUUGCCUCAGGACAUGGCUGCCUUCUGUCUUGGACCAAGACAUUCCUGCCGUGAGGCUGCUGUAGUUCUUAAUGGUUCAAUCAUAAGUUAUUUGUGGAACUUCUAACCAGGUUUGAGGAUGAUUCUCCAUUUCAUAAAUUAAAGAUGAUCUUUUUCUGAA
Molecule: messenger RNA, 3286 nt
Organism: Hirundo rustica (Barn swallow)
Lineage: Eukaryota; Metazoa; Chordata; Aves; Passeriformes; Hirundinidae
Gene: SLC68A1
Product: major facilitator superfamily domain containing 13A
Exons: 9
Coding region: 228-1757 (509 amino acids)
Source: RefSeq, a predicted model, not a curated record